AUGGCAGGAAACACCACAACACCAACUAGCAGUACUGUAGGAGGAAACAGUGACGUGGCUAGGCUUCAGUUGAGAAUCCAAGAACUCGAAGCACAAUUAACGGCAAAACAACCCAAGACACCCAAGCCUCAAAUCUUCGACGGAAAACGAUCGGAACUCAAGAAUUUCCUCACGCAAAUGGACAUGCAUGUAGCAAUCAAUGCAGUGUCACUCGGAACCGAAGAAUCCAAGGUAGUCUUUGUGGCAACGUGCCUCACUGGAGAAGCGUUUCAAUGGAUCGAACCAGUGCUUAGGGAAUACUACAACAGUGAAAAGAAGGAUUGGAGCGACCACACUAAGGAAAUAUUGGGAUCCUUCAAGACGUUCAAGGAAAAGUUUCAACUCGCGUUUGGCAAUAUCGACGAGGCAAGAAAUGCAGAAAGACAACUACGACAAUUACGACAAACAGGAUCUGCACGACAACUAGCAAUCAAGUUCAAACAGAUCGCCAUGAUACUCGAUUAUAGUGACGACGUACUCAUUGCAAUGUUUGAAAACAUGCUAAAGGAAGACGUUCAAGUAGAACUCAUCAAGAUGGAUCGACCAGACGAUAUCGACGAAUUUAUCGAACAAGCCGUCAAGAUCGACGACAAGCUGUACGAAAUCAAGCAAAAACGACAAGAGAUACAGGGAUGGAGACGCCACGGGACGGCGCUACCAGCAAAUCAACGACGACAUAGGUCAGGCAAUCAUGGGCAGAGACGACACGACCCAUAUGGACCAAUGCCAAUGGAACUCGAUGCAACCGCAGAAGCAAAAAACUAUGAAAAGAAGAAAGUCAGGUUCGACAAAACAACUGUCAAAUGCUACAACUGUGACAAGAUGGGACACUAUGCAAGAGAAUGCAGAAGCCCAAAGAAAGAAAGACAGAUUAAAGCAACUCAAGAUAAUGGCUUCAACGAAGAAGACCAGGACGGAUAUGCCGAAUGGGACAACAAUUACGGCGUUAACGACUACCAGAACGACAGGGACAUAUGCAGCAGUUUCAGCGGAACAGAAAGCGAAACGAACCUUCACCUCACAACGAUGCACGCAUGGGACUACGAAGAGGUAGAAGAUGAACACAAUAGGGUUGACGAUUAUCCGGAAAUCGAUAACGAGCCUGAGAGCCAGUAUCAGGAUGCUCAAGAACGGCCAGAAACAGAAAUCCCCACAGACGACGAAUGGGAAGAAAUUAAAGCACUAGGAAACCCAUGUGAAUCAGAUUGUCAAGUGCUAUACAAAGACCCGAAACAUCCAGGGCAUGGAUCCAUUGCAUUUAUCUUCUGUAAUGACGAUUGGUGCAGUGUGCAUCUGGGUGCGAAGCAAGGGAGUGGAUAUUUUCCAAAACCACACCAAGAGAUAAAGCCAGAAAACUGCAAAUGGCUAAGAAGGGACAACGAAGGACCCUCAAGGAUCAGUUUGGCGAAAACUGACGAUACCGCUAUGCCCAAUACAGCGAAGCAGUCGGCAGGGACUGGGGACACGAAUGAGGCCCGAAAGCCUGAAGGACCAAAGCGAAGACAACGAACACUAGUACCGCUAAGGAACGAUGAGGAAAGUCCAGAGGAAGACAGUAACACUACGAGACAGCGAAAGAUUGAAAACGACAUAAAGCAGUUAAUGCGCGAGUGGACUACACUACGAAAAGAAGAAAUCGAACGAAUCGGAGAAGCAAAAAACUUGAAAGCCACCGCACACGGACGACACUUCAAGAUAACGGCCAAUAUCUUGGGAAGUGACGUACGAAUCAUGAUUGAUUCAGGAGCGACAGGGAACUAUAUGGACCCAAGGACGCAAGAAAAACUGCAGAUACUAGGACGAAAGAAACCUACACCGAUACCGUUGACAGGGCUCAAUGGGGAGAAACUGUCAGAAGAAGGAAUCACCGACGAAACAGGGUGGUUAGCUAUGAGCAUUGACGGACACCUCGAGAUGAUCAACUUUGAUAUUGCGAAACUAGGAAGAGACGACGUAAUCCUAGGAAUACCAUGGUUGAGAAAGCACAACCCAGAGAUCCAAUGGGAUAAAGGACACCUACAUUUGACGAGAUGUAGAUGCGGAACAACCCGGACUAUAAAAGCCUCUGAGACGACAGAGAGCCAGGAGAUCGACAUUCAGGAAACAAUGGAUACUCCUCAACAGGAUGAGACCAAGGGCAGGGUCAUCGCUGAAGUCACGGAAAAGAUUACGCUGCACAAAGAGCAAGAGAUGUUCAGGGAACUCUUAGAGAAAGCGGCAAAGGAACGACAACUCGCAAGCAGUACGAACGUUGCGUUACCAACAGAAUACGAGCAGUUCAGAGAUUUGUUCGACGGAACAUACCAGGCCUUACCAGACCACAGUGAAUGGGAUCAUACUAUUCCACUCAAGGAAGGAAAAGAGCCAAUACCUCAGAAGAUUUACCCAGUGUCGGGAAAUGAAGAAGAAGCUCUGAAGAAAUACAUCGAAGAAAAUCUAGAAAAAGGGUACAUACGACCAUCGACAUCACCAGCAGGAUACCCAGUACUAUUCGUCAAAAAGAAAGGAACAACAGAAUUGAGAAUGUGUGUUGACUUUCGGCAACUCAACAACAUUACAGUUAAGGACAGUUACCCCUUACCACUGAUCACAGAAAUACAAGAUAAAGUUCGAAACAAGAAAUGGUUCACUAAACUUGAUAUCACCGACGCGUAUAAUCGCCUCAGGAUCAAGGAAGGAGAAGAAUGGAAAACAGCAUUCAAGACCAAGUUUGGACAUUUUGAAUAUUUGGUCAUGCCAUUCGGACUCACCAACGCACCAGCAACAUUCCAGAGAUACAUCAACAAUGUAAUCUCACCAUAUUUGCACGACUUUACCAUCGCUUACUUGGAUGACAUUUUAAUAUUCUCCAACAGCAUGGAAGAACAUGUGAAACACGUGAGAUUAGUACUCGAACAACUGAAAAUGGCAAAACUACAAGUGAAACUGAAAAAGUGCGAAUUCCAUGUACAAGAAACUGACUUCUUGGGACACAGGAUUACACAAGAAGGAAUACAGACAGAAAAAGAGAAAGUUCAGGCAAUCAAGGAUUGGCCUCAACCAAGGAACCUCAAGGAACUACAGUCAUUCAUUGGAUUGAUCAAUUACUAUCGACGAUAUAUUGAAAACUACGCAAAAAUCAUGACACCGAUGUUCAAAUUACUGAAAAAGGAAAUACCAUAUGAGUGGAAAGAAGAACAACAAAAAGCAUUUGAAGAAGCCAAAAAACGACUCACAACGGCACCUAUUUUGGCACAACAUGACCCCGAAUUACCAACAACAUUGGAAACAGAUGCAUCAGACUUUGCGAUUGGAGCAACCAUGACUCAACCAGGAACAGAUGGAAGACCCAGACCAGUUGCAUACUACUCAAGAAAGCUCAUCGACGCAGAACUCAAUUACGAGAUACACGAUAAAGAACUGUUGGCUAUAGUGUCAGCACUUCGGCAUUGGAGAGUAUAUCUCGAAGGAGCAACAUUUCCGAUACGAAUCAUUACGGAUCACAAGAACCUUACCUACUUCACGACAACAAAGGUAUUGACAAGAAGACAAGCCAGAUGGUCAGAACUAUUAGGAAAUUACUGGUUUACUAUCGAACACUGCAAAGGCAAGGAAAACGAAAGAGCAGACGCUCUCAGCAGACGACCAGAUCACGAAGAAGGAAUCAAGAAACCCGAACCAGCAUUGCUACGACUAAACAAAGAAGGACACUUGGAGUAUAAUCCACAAGUGGCUACACUCGCGGCAACGGCAGAAACAACAACGGAUUCAGAAUUACAAGACAAAAUCAUUGAAGAGACGGCCAAGGACGAUUUAAUUCAGUCUUUGAUCGAAAACGAAGACGACAAAGUUACGGCAACAGAGACAGGAUUAGUAUUUUGGCAUGGUUUAAUCUAUGUACCAAAAUCACUAAGAAACGAAAUCAUUCGACUCAACCAUGACACUUUAACUAGCGGUCAUCCAGGACAACUCAACACAAUGGAACGAAUCACCAGGAAUUACUACUGGCCACGAAUGAUGAAAGACAUCGAAACCUAUAUCAAGGAAUGCGAUGCAUGUCAGAAAAACAAGAUCAGCAGACACCAACCAUACGGAUUACUACAGGAAAUCAAAGCACCAGAUUACCCAUGGCAAUGGAUUACGAUGGACCACAUUGUCAAACUACCAGAAUCACGAGGAUGUGAUGCUAUUCUAGUAAUAGUGGAUAGAAUGACGAAAUACGCACACUUCAUACCAACAACAGAAGGAACCAACGCUGAAGAACUAGCAGAAGAACUGAUAGACGGAGUGUUUCAACACCAUGGAAUACCAGAGAUCAUCAUCUCAGACAGAGGACCUACAUUUGCAUCAAAACUAUGGAAAUCAAUGAUGGACCUUAUGGGAGGAGAGCAACGACUAUCAACAGCAUUUCACCCACAGACGAAUGGACAAACAGAAAGGACAAACCAGACAUUGAUACAAUAUCUACGGCACUAUGUGAAUCACCAUCAGGACAACUGGGCAGAACUACUAUCUAUGGCUCAGCUGGCAUACAACUCGGCAAAACAUUCGACAACCGGUGUAUCACCAUUCUUUGCAAACCACGGACGAGAACCACGAUUAAUGGGACAACCAAAGUUCAAGGAAUCAGUCAACGCUACAGCAGAAGAAAAAGUACAGCAAAUGAAGGCGUUAUAUUUCUAUCUUCACACGGAAAUCAUCAAUCAAAACAAGCUUACAACGGGCUAUUACAACGAAAAACAUCAGAAGGGACCUGACUUCAAAAGGGGGGAGAAAGUCUACCUUUCACGAAAAAACAUUCAAACUACCAGACCAAGCGACAAACUCGAUCACCUACGGAUUGGACCAUUUGAAAUUGAGGAAAAGAUUAGCGAAGUCAACUACAAACUGAAACUACCCAAUACUAUGAGAGUACAUCCAAUUUUUCAUAUCUCAUUAUUGGAACCAGCACCACAGAACGCUAAAACACAGGAGGAAAUCACUAUCGAACAAGAAACCUAUGAAGUUGAAAGCAUAUUAGCGGAGAAAGAAUCACCAGACGGGAAACUCUAUUACCUAGUUAAAUGGAAGGACUACAGCACCAAGGAAAGCACCUGGGAACCUAUUGAGAACCUUGUUGGAGCUGAGGAAGUUCUAGAGAGGUAUCGCCGACGGCAUCCAACGAACCGGAGGGAAAUUGUUCAGAACUGGCGAGCCACGCGUCAAACUCCUCGACGGUCGCAGCAAGAGCACGGGAUUCCAGUUGUUCUCUCAUAA
Messenger RNA from Talaromyces stipitatus ATCC 10500, 5274 nucleotides. RefSeq names its product retrovirus polyprotein, putative. Gene Ontology annotation, molecular function: nucleic acid binding; zinc ion binding. Lineage: Eukaryota; Fungi; Ascomycota; Eurotiomycetes; Eurotiales; Trichocomaceae. The record is from RefSeq and is a predicted model, not a curated record. Gene Ontology annotation, biological process: DNA integration. The transcript has a single exon. The coding region runs from base 1 to 5274 and encodes 1757 amino acids.